GGGCUUAUCGGCCGUUUCCGUGGCGGCGGCCAGCGGGGCCUGCUGCCACGGACUGCCGGCGGGGCUGCAGCGGCGGCGGGUACGGCACCGCGGCAGUGGAGGAGGGCCUGAGGGGCAGAAGGGAUCCCUAAGGGGGCCUUGAGGAGGCUCUGCGGGCCAGGAGUGGGCACGGAGGGGCUCCAGGCACCGGGAGUGCCACACGGAGAUGACUGUGGCCUCGUGCUGGAGAUGCUGCUCACCUCAAUCCACGCUGCUGUAGUCGACGGCCCAUAGCAUCACCAACAGCCGCUCUCAUCAGCGGAGCAUCUCAGGCAGCUGAACUGAGGAGGGAACAAGAAACCCAGAAGUGGUUUUCAACAGCUCCCUAAGAGGGAGUUACAGUAGGAGGAGAAGCCCGGUGUGGGGCUGUAUCUCCCUGCAGGUAGCAACCGGGUUGGAGCCUCUCACCUCUGCAGCCCCUUGAUGUGGCCACGAAAAAGCUGCAGUCAAAGCCACCUGGGCCUACCAGGAGCUGCAGGAGCCAAGCCUGUCUGUUCCCAGCUCUGGCUGAGGUGGAGCAGGGCGGCCGCGCAAGCGUGAAUGCAGCCUGUGGGGACGCGAGCCUCCGAGCCAGCUCCCGGAGAGGUCAGUGCGCCCCAAGAACAGCCAUGGAGAAAAUGGCCAGGGUCACCACCGCCCUGGGGGGCAACACCCUCACGGGACGGACCAUGUUCUGCCACCUGGAUGCCCCUGCCAAUGCCAUCAGCGUGUGCCGCGAUGCUGCCCAGGUAGUGGUGGCCGGCCGCAACAUCUUCAAAAUCUACUCCAUCGAGGAGGACCAGUUUGUGGAGAAGCUGAAUCUCCGUGUUGGCCGCAAACCCUCCUUGAACUUCAGCUGUGCGGACGUGGUGUGGCACCAGAUGGAUGAGAACCUGUUGGCCACCGCCGCCACCAACGGCGUGGUCGUCACCUGGAACCUGGGCAAGCCGUCUCGCAACAAGCAAGACCAGCUCUUCACUGAGCACAAACGCACUGUAAACAAGGUCUGCUUCCACCCCACCGAGGUCUACAUGCUCCUCAGCGGCUCCCAGGAUGGCUACAUGAAGUGCUUUGACCUGCGCAAGAAGGACUCUGUCAGCACCUUCUCUGGCCAGUCGGAGAGCGUGCGUGAUGUUCAGUUCAGCAUCCGGGAUUACUUCACCUUCGCUGCCACCUUUGAAAAUGGGAACGUGCAGCUGUGGGACAUCCGCCGGCCGGACCGCUACGAGAGGAUGUUCACAGCCCACAAUGGGCCUGUCUUCUGCUGUGACUGGCACCCAGAGGACAGGGGCUGGCUGGCAACAGGCGGCCGGGAUAAGAUGGUGAAGGUGUGGGACAUGAACACCACACGGGCGAAGGAGAUAUACUGCGUGCAGACCAUCGCCUCGGUGGCCCGGGUGAAGUGGCGACCGGAGUGCAAGCACCACAUUGCUACCUGCUCCAUGAUGGUGGACCACAACAUCUAUGUAUGGGACGUGCGGCGUCCCUUCAUCCCCUCUGCCAUGUUCGAGGAGCACAAGGACGUCACCACAGGCAUCGUGUGGCGUCACCUCCAUGACCCCUAUUUCCUUCUGUCGGGUUCCAAGGACAGCACCCUCUACCAGCACAUCUUCAAGGACGCCAGCCAGCCCAUUGACCGGGCCAACCCCGAGGGACUGUGCUACAGCCUCUACGGAGACCUGGCCUUUGCUGCCAAGGAGAGCCUCAUCUCCUCCGAUUCCAACCGCAAACCCUACAUUGGAGACCGGCGUCACCCCAUCUUUUUCAAGCGCAAGCUAGACCCCACAGAGCAGUUUGAGUACAUCUCCUCCUCCAGCGCCCUCAGCGUCUUUGAGACGGACGUGGAGAGUGGCAGCAUGGACUGGUUUGUGCACACUGCCAAGCAGUACGCGCUGGCCGGCAGGCCCCUGGCUGAGCUCUGUGACCACAACGCCAAGGUGGCCAAGGGCUUGGACCGCAACCAGGUGGCUCAAACAUGGACGAUGCUGCGAAUUAUCUAUUCCAGCCUUGGCAUUGUGUCAUCCAGCAACCUGAACCACAGCCUGGGGAAAGGCAGCACCGCCCUCCCGCUCAUGAACAGCUUUAACCUGAAGGACAUUCCCUCUGGGCUGGGUAGUGAGUCGAGACUGGACCGCAGCAAAGGAGAAAGUCGCUCAGAAAACAUCCUCAUGGAUUCCUCCUCCACCCUGAUCAACAACGAGGACAAUGAAGAGACAGAAGGCAGCGAUGUCCCUGCUGACUAUCUGCUGGGAGAUGUGGAAGCGGAUGAAGAUGACCUGUAUAUGAUGGACCACGAGAACCCACACACUGAGGAGCAGGAAUACAGCCUUCCCCAAGAAGCCUUCCCCCUGCGCCAUGAAAUCGUGGACAACCCAUCAGCCUUGGACCACCUGCAGGACAAGGCUGACUCCCCUCACGUCAGCGGCAAUGAGGCUGAGACAGUGUCACUGACGCCUGUGGAGUCCUUUUCCCUCAUCUCCAUCUCCCACUCGCUGUACGAGAACCGCCUGCCCUCUGACUUCUUCAAUCCUAUCGUGCGGGACACGUUGCUCUUCUACGCUGAACAAGGGGAUGUGCAGACAGCCGUGUCUGUCCUCAUCGUGCUGGGAGACCGCAUCCGCAAGGAGAUUGAUGAGCAGACCCAGGAACACUGGUAUACAUCCUACAUUGACCUGCUGCAGCGCUUCCAGCUCUGGAACAUCUCCAACGAGGUGAUCAAGCUGAGCACAUGCCGAGCCAUCAACUGCCUGAACCAGGCCUCCACCACUCUCCAUGUCAACUGCAGCAACUGCAAGCGGCCCAUGAGCAACAGGGGCUGGAUCUGUGACAGGUGUCGGCAGUGUGCCAGCAUGUGUGCUGUUUGUCACCACGUGGUGAAGGGUCUCUUCGUCUGGUGCCAAGGCUGCAGCCACGGUGGCCACCUCCAGCACAUCAUGAAGUGGCUGGAGACCAGUUCCCACUGCCCCGCUGGCUGCGGCCACCUCUGCGAGUACACCUGAGCCCCUUGCCGGCCAGGGCAGACGGGCAGCCCCCUGCCCGCAGCUCCCUCCUCUAUUUAUUGUUAUGUAAAUAGGGGCUGUGUGUGCCCCCACUCCCAGCCCCUAGCCCAGCGUUUUUUGUACUGGAUUAAAACACAAUGGAGCAGCUGAA
Molecule: messenger RNA, 3168 nt
Organism: Columba livia (rock pigeon)
Lineage: Eukaryota; Metazoa; Chordata; Aves; Columbiformes; Columbidae
Gene: WDR24
Product: WD repeat domain 24
Exons: 10
Coding region: 648-3017 (789 amino acids)
Biological process (GO): positive regulation of TORC1 signaling; cellular response to amino acid starvation; positive regulation of macroautophagy
Cellular component (GO): GATOR2 complex; cytosol; vacuolar membrane
Molecular function (GO): protein binding
Source: RefSeq, a predicted model, not a curated record